Messenger RNA from Aspergillus heteromorphus CBS 117.55, 499 nucleotides. RefSeq lists its product as uncharacterized. NCBI's taxonomy places the organism in Eukaryota, Fungi, Ascomycota, Eurotiomycetes, Eurotiales, Aspergillaceae. The record is from RefSeq and is a predicted model, not a curated record. The transcript has a single exon. Bases 125 to 460 code for a protein of 111 amino acids.
GGAGAGGCGCGGGGGAGGGGGAGGAGGGAAGGGAAGGGAAAAGGAAGAAAAGGUAAUCAGUGCCAGUGAAAUGAACCUGGACCAAAGUCUGUGAGACCAAGUGAAUGCACCCGGAGGGGGGAGGAUGGGAGUCACUUUUUAUUUAUUACUUUGGUUUUGGUGGAGGACCAGGCUCAAGAAAAAAAAAAGAAAAGAAAAGAAAAAGAAAUUGCCUUUUGGGGACAAUGCUAGUACAAUGCUAGUCCAUCGACCAGGAUGCCAGGAUACCAGGAUACCAAGACAGGAUUUAAAUAAGGGCCGGAGAUAUAGGUCAGGUCAGAGUCGCCCAUGUUCAGGCCAGCAGGAAUCCCGGCCCCAUAUCCACGAGAAAUGCCAAGCAGCAAGCAGAGAGCCACUGAACAAGCUCACUCGGCCUAAUGCGGGCCAUGUAUAUUGUCGAGUCGCCAUCAUCCAUCGAUGACCCAUGUGGCCAAGCCAAAGGGGCAGGAGGAGGCUAGUG